GGUAGUUUCCGGUUAUUUGUUAUUUAACAUUUUUCAGCUGCUGGGAUACUGAAUGGCGUGAAAUGUAUUUUAAUUUGUUGUAGUACGAAGACGAAUUUCGUGUAUUAAUCUGAUAUAGUCGGAUAAUUUAACUCCUUUAUUUAAUUUUAGUUGUCAAUUAAAUUGUACUAAUGCUUACCUUACAAGACGGUACAGAAGACUCCGCUUUAAGUGUGGAUUCAGCUAAGAAUCGCUCGGACACUGUUGAUCUCUCAGAUCAGUCUCUUCUUGUGGAUAUUUCUGAUGCUUUAAGUGAAAGAGACAAAGUGAAAUUCACCGUCCAUACUAAAACAACUCUUCCGUUAUUUGCAAAGCCUGAAUUCUCUGUUGUAAGACAGCAUGAAGAAUUCGUUUGGCUUCAUGAUUCAUUCGAAGAAAAUGAGAAAUAUGCUGGAUUUACAAUUCCUCCAGCUCCCCCUUGUCCAGAUUUUGAUGCUUCAAGAGAGAAGCUUCACAAACUUAGUGAGGGUGAAGGAAUGAUGACCAAAGAAGAGUUUGUAAAAAUGAAGCAAGAACUUGAAAUGGAAUAUUUGGCUACUUUUAAGAAAACUGUUGCUAUGCAUGAAGUUUUUUUACAGCGUUUAGCAGCACAUCCUAUGUUCAGAAGUGACAACAACUUAAAAAUAUUUUUGGAGUAUGAACAAGAUCUCAAUGUAAGAGGCAAGAACAAAAAGGAAAUAUUGGCUGAUUUAUUCAGUAACAUUGGCAAAACUGCAGAUGAUUUACUUCUGUCUAGUACUCAAAAGGAUGUGGAUGAAUUUUUUGAACAUGAAAGAACAUUUUUAAUUGAUUAUUACAAUCAUAUUAAGAAUGCUACAUACAGAUCAGACAAAAUGACGCAAAGUCAUAAAAGUGUUGCAGAUACCUAUAUUAAAAUUUCCUCAUCGCUUGUUCAGUUAGCUACUAUUGAUGGAUCAGAGUUAGAAAAGUAUGUCCUAAUAACUGAAAACUGUAUAAGUUUCUGA
Molecule: messenger RNA, 1004 nt
Organism: Uloborus diversus
Lineage: Eukaryota; Metazoa; Arthropoda; Arachnida; Araneae; Uloboridae
Product: sorting nexin-6-like
Exons: 8
Coding region: 171-1004 (277 amino acids)
Biological process (GO): phagosome-lysosome fusion involved in apoptotic cell clearance
Molecular function (GO): phosphatidylinositol binding
Source: RefSeq, a predicted model, not a curated record